AUGCUUCUCUACAGGAUGUACCCCAUUUCCCUAGAGCCUCCUCUCCUGGUGUUCUCCAAACUUGUGAAGACACAUCUUAGUUACAGGCACAGCCCUGUUUUUUUCACUGGCAUUUUGGAUUCGGUCAAAAAAGACUGCACUGCUGUCGGUGCUGUUUGCGCCAACAAGGACAGUAACUCCAGCAGAUUUAUCCUAGGCGAAGACUCCGAGCCUGUGGCACUGACUGAAGAAGUUAAGCUUGGUCCCCCAGAAGAUCCUGAAGCAGUUUGUUCCGAUGUGGAUAGUGACUCCAGCACAGUUGUGCUCGAUGAGCACUCCGAGCCUGAGGACAUUGAAGACAUUGACCUUAGUUCUGCAGAAGAAAACGACAAUAUGCUGCUCGCUGUUACUGAUGAGCUUGAUGAGAGUGGAGGCAAGACCCCAGCAGUAUCAUGUGAAGCGAAGGAGCAAGACUCACCUGCAUGUUCCGUAAAGUCCACCGACACACUCCUCCUUGAUAUUGAUAAGGAAGAUCGGACUAUUAUUGUAGAAGACCUGCCUGAACAAGACACGACUCUAGUGAACUCUAGCCCCGCCGCUGAAGACCCUGAUCCUCAAGAAAGACCUGCAGCUGGUGUGUUUCAUCGCACUGUGGACCCACUGGACAGUGAGGAGGACUUGAGGCAAAAGAUUAACAAUAUAAGGAACAGUGCAACAACUGUUGCUGGUUGCAGCAGCACUGUAAACGAGGGUGAAUGCAGAAGUGUGUCCGACAUAGCCGGUGCUCAGUUUUCCAAAAGUCGGGCACCAUCGUCGUUUGUUAUUUCGCACCUUCACGACUCGCAACCAGGUACAAGUAAAGCGGCAAGUGCUUUUCAGAGGCUUGAUCUUGAACAACCAGGCCAGAAGCCACAGACCAGUGCUCCUGCAGCCUCGAGGCAUGCUCCCUUCAUGAGCGAGGACCCUGAAGAAAACAAUGACAACGAGAAUCCUGAAUGGGAGAGGUUGCGGCAGCUGAGCACAGACGAGGAACGAUACGAAGCCGUCCGAAACGUGUGGCAUAACUCUACGAUCCCAAAUCCACACAGUGAACUUACCACCUUUCACUACAGGCGACAGAUUCUGGGAGUGCAAGGCACCAGAAACACUCCAGUGUCGAAACAGCACAAGCGCAAGGCUUCACGUAACUGCAGCCACAGACCAGCGAAACGACAGCGCAUGGACACCGAUGUUUUCGACCUGAAACUGAAGGCUCUUCAAAGGAAACGAAGACAGGAUUUUCAGAAGGCCCGGCAGGACCUUGAGUUGAACUUGGGCCAGCUUCAGUCUAGCAUUCACCAAAAUCAGCGUCGGGGCGACUUUCAGCAAGGCCACGGGUCACACCACCGCAACCACCAUAGAGCUAACACUACCCCUUGGGACUUCAGGUACUACCAGCAGGAAGAACAGAGGCUGCAUGCCCAGUUUGUGGCUCAUCAGGAUACCAUCCAUCAGAAAUAUUCUGCCAAAGAGAACAAGUUGUUGAGCGCUAGAGAAGAGGUGCGGCGUUUCGACAAAUUUUAUGUUGGUCUGCAGCAGGCCGAUCCCACACUUCUGACGGAAGAGCAGCUGAAGGAGCAGCUGAACAUGGAGAAGUUGCUGGGACAGUUCAGGCUGUGGUACAAGAAUGCCAAGGACUAAUGCUUUGUCGUUACCCUGUGUUUUUUUUAAGUAUUUUUAUAACAAUUCCCGGGUGCUAGUGCAAUAGUCAUGAAGCACAGAGAGAAGCUCUUUCAAAUACCCUGUUGCAAUUUAUAUGAGCUGCCCACUUAAUAAAGCUUAUUGUGGUAGUAAUAAA
This is a messenger RNA of Ixodes scapularis (black-legged tick), 1816 nucleotides long. RefSeq lists its product as uncharacterized. NCBI's taxonomy places the organism in Eukaryota, Metazoa, Arthropoda, Arachnida, Ixodida, Ixodidae. The transcript is spliced from 2 exons. The record is from RefSeq and is a predicted model, not a curated record. The coding region runs from base 1 to 1659 and encodes 552 amino acids.